This is a messenger RNA of Cuscuta europaea, 8186 nucleotides long. Lineage: Eukaryota; Viridiplantae; Streptophyta; Magnoliopsida; Solanales; Convolvulaceae. The record is from the annotation of a GenBank genome assembly.
CUUUUACCGACAGAAACAUAAAAACUCGGGAAGAAACGGCUGGAAAGGGAGUUGAAAAACCACUCCACACUGCCUAACCGAAUAAUCAUAGUAACAGUACUGCAACUCACAAUUGCCAGUCAAAGAGAACAAUAGUUUCACUUCACCUCUGACUCUCUCUGAGUUCCAGACAUGCCGCCGUUUCUCUGCAAUAGCCGACGUGCCGGGAAUUGGAGUUUUCUCAUCGGGAAAGCGUCAGGCGACAUGUGAGUGCACCAAAACCAUCAGAUCAGGUAUUUUUGUCUCUUAACUUUCUUUUGAGCAAGGAUAUGACCGGAUUCUUUAAAGGAAAACGAAGGUAAAGAAAACAUCAGUGAGCCCUUUCGUGAAUACACAAAAAUCUUGGAAUCCCAGAUUUUGAUUUUUAAUUUCUUCCGCUUCUGUUCUUUCAUAUUUAUAUAUAUCUGAUUUCGCAGGAGAAUUCUUGCGUCUUUAAAUUGCAGAAGUCUGUUUAAAAAGGGUGAAAGAACUGAAUGUUGAGGUGUUUUGGAGAUAGCUGAUGCGUCCGUGUUUCUAAUUCCUUAAACAAGUACCUCAGGAUUGUCAAACCUGUCAUAGGAAAGGGAUGUUUUUCACCAUCUUCUUUUGUAUGAUGUGGAAUUCAAGCUUCCUGAUUUUGUCUUUGUUCAUUUUAUAGGUGUUUAUGUUUGACAAAAUUUUCUGUUAGGAAUCCAUAAUUGCUAGUUUCUGUAUUAGAGUUGGGGUUUUCUUGUUCUUCCCUCUUUCCUUACAAAAAUUCCAUAUAGCCAUCUAGAUAUGUCUCCAAGGGCAGAAAAGAGUAUGAAUCCAGUAAGGCUUCUUUCAUUCCUUAUAGCCAUUUCUUUGUUUCUAUUGACCAUCUCUUCUUUUUCCCUCCUCCACUUUGAUACCAAUUAUUUCAUCCCCAAAUCAGUUCUCCAGUUAAUUCUCAUUAACAACAUCACAUCAGAUAAAUGGAAUUCAAGCACUACCCAUGCUGAAACCGAGAUGCCUUUGCUUCCUAAUUCCAGUAAAAACCCUAACAGAGUGUGUGAAGGGAAUCAAACUAUUCUUAGAGUUUAUAUGUAUGACUUGCCGCCGGAAUUCCACUUUGGGCUUUUAGGAUGGAAAGGAAGUAGGAACGAUAAAAUAUGGCCUGGUGUGGAUGAGCCGAGCAAAAUCCCACGAUAUCCUGGUGGGUUGAACUUACAGCACAGCAUAGAGUAUUGGCUCACCCUCGACCUUUUAUCGUCAAAUACCUAUUAUACCCCAACUGCUUUUAGUAGGCCAUGCACGGUUGUGAGAGUUCGAAUCUCAACCGAAGCAGACGUUAUAUUUGUACCGUUUUUCGCUUCCCUGAGUUACAACCGCCAUUCAAAGGUUCAGAACGAUGGUGAGAUCAGCAAGGACCAACUGCUGCAACAUAGAGUGGUCGAGUUUUUGAAAAGUAGAGACGAGUGGAAGCGGUUUGGUGGGAGGGAUCAUCUUGUGGUGGCUCACCAUCCUAAUAGUAUGUUGGUUGCUAGGAAGAAGCUGGGUUAACUAUUCGAAUAAAAGCAACUUCAUUAAAUUAGUGAGUUUCCCAACUCACUCACUUAUCUAAGUUGCUUUUUGCAUUGAAAACAGAGCCUGCCGCCAACUAUUAAUCAAGUUACAAAAUGUUCAAUUACUAUCCAACGGUAAUUAAGAACAGUUAUCAUCAAGAGGUAUAAAUAUCACUUUUACCUCACCGCAUUCUUUACUUAAGCUCCAUCUCUCAAAACUAGCUCAAAACCUUCUUCAAAUCUUAAAACAAAAAGUUUUUCAUCAUCCUCAUCAAAUGACGAACCCCUCAAAUUCUUCAUCUCACAAUAUUUCUCUUGAACUAAACCUAGCUCCUCCACAUCUAUCAACUCAACGAAGAUCAGUUCAAACCCAUAUUCAAGAGGAGUGUCAUUCUGCUCUUGAAUCAAGAAUCAUCUUCGAAAAGGAGAAUGAAAUAAUGUAACAUGAGACACUCAGAGUUAUGGCUCGGAGGACAUGGAGAUUUUCUCCAAUCAACUUUCUUCUUCUUAAUGCACCUAGAAUGACUCAAGAAGAAGUUUGCGUUUGAAUGGCUGAAGACAAGAAACAUUGAAAUGUCAUUGUCAUUAAGCUAUAUCAAUAGGGUCUACCAAGUCAAACUUGAUAAUCUCAAACAAGGUGAUGCAAAACGGAGAAGGAGAGCAGGCAGAAACUUCCUCCCUGGAGAAUCAUCAGGUAGAAGACACCAAUUCGCAUAGGUGUUUGUUGCUGCCAAAAAGGGGGGAAAUAUAAUCAAACACAUAGGACAAUUUUUUCCAUCAUUUAGUGUUUGUAUUCUAGUUUUUGGCAUCAUCAAAAAGAGGGAAAUUGUUAGGUCCCCUAGAUUUUGAUAAUCAUAUAUUGUUUUGAUGAUGCCACCCCUUUUUAUAUUAUCCCUGUAAUAGACUAGAGCUUGUAUUUGUUCUACUUUGUUUAUUGUAAUGUGCUCCAUAGUGAUAAAGUACUCAAGAAAAACAAAGAGUACUAAAAAGAGAAGAAAUGUACCAUAAAACAAAAAGAGAAGAAACAAAAAGAAAAGGUACGAAAAGAGUCAACUGAAACCCUUAAAACGGAAUCAGAUACUUAAGUAAGAAGACCAUCUUAUGACCUUCUGUCAUGGUUGUAUCACAAAACCUUAGCAACAGAAGAGGUUCUCUGGUGACACCAAAACAGAAGACCUCAUUAGUAUUCUGAUUAAGUACUCGACAUCUGCUAUUCUUCUCUUAGCACAGAAACAAGAAAACAGAAGACUCACUUGCAGUCAAAAUGACAAAAAGAAUAGAAAAUAAUAUUAUAAGAAAUUAUGUGACAAAAUUUCUUAUAAAAUUAUUUACUAAAAGCAAGUAAUUCUAUCAUGAGGAAGCAUUGAACAACACUCGACCUAGAUACUGAAUUUCUACGAGCUAAAGAAAUAAAAGAUAAAUCAUCUUUAUCUUUGCCUAGAAAUGAGGAAUCAAGUUGAGUGAGCAUAAAUGAUCCGUGUCACAAGAAGACAAGAAUCUACCAUGCUGCCCCAAUCAAGCGGAACAAAGCAAGUAGAUCAAGCAACGAUCAAGAUUGGAUCACUCAGCCAACGGAGGAGAUUCAACAACAAAGUCUAUAAAUACAGAAAGAGUGCGGGAAGACCAAGUGUGGCACCAGAUGGCAACAAACCCUGGUAUAUUGGAAUCCAGUGGAACUGAAGGGAAUCAAGGUAUACACGAAAACAUCCAGCUAGUUGAUUCACCUUCACCACUCUAGUUACCACCCCACUCAUCUAAUGCUCUUAGAAUAGCUCAUUAUUCAUACACAUCUAUAGAGCUUAGGUUAGUUGGUAGACUAGCUUAUACACAUGUAAACUAGUCUAGUGUAUUCAUUCUGGUAUGUGUGUGAUCAUCCAAGAGGUGAGGCAAGGACAUGAGUAGCUUCUGGCUGGACAAUGCCAUUAGUGAAAAACCUUGGAGGACAUGAGUAGCUUGGAACAGGUUGGUUCCUCGUGAAAAACCUCACAAUCUACGUCCGGGUCAGGGGUAGAUUGGGCACUAAAUGUAAUGGGAUAUUCAUUUAGUGGAAAUACAUUUGAAAUAGGUUGGGACUGGAUGUAGGAGGAUUACACCACCUCUGAACUAGGAUAUAUCUUGUGUACCUUUUACAUUCAGCACCUAACACAUACUUCAGUACAAACUCACCUUCAUGCUAUCCGAAAAGCUUGCAUAUUCACUGUCCAGAAAACUCCCUAAAGUUUUCUGUAAAUCAAUACUCCUUACCUAAGUACUUCAAAGAGAUCUAUAUCAACAAGUCUAAAUCCUUCACACAAAGGUGUUCUGUCCACCCAUCUCUGUUACAACUAAAAGGGUCAUAACCUUUGUUUCUAUAAAGUGUCACAUUCUUGAGGUCAAGACUUCCGCUGUAUGUUUCAAUAUCUCUCAAAAGAUAUUGGAACACAUUCUGUUUGAGGAAAAAGGGUUGAAAAAGAAAAGAUUUUUAUAAGUCUAUUCACCCCCCGGCCCUCUAGACUUCUACCUCACAUGGGACCAUAAAAAACAUAGAGAGAUUGUUUCUGGAUGAAAAAUAAAUUUGUACAUAACCAAAUAUAAAAGGCUAACCUAUGAUAGGCACAAAUGCACAAUAAGACUAUCAGUUCAUAAAAAUAUACACUGCACUAACAAGAGUUCUACAUACUCCUAAUAGAUAAUAAGCUUUCACAUUUUGACUCCACAUAAACUGUUGGAGAGUUGUAAGGUCAUGAGAUUGUAUAAACAAAUAUAAAAGGCUAACCUAUGAUAGGCACAAUAAGGCUAUCAGUUCAUAAAAAUAUAUACUGCAUUAACAAGAGUUCUACAUACUCCUAAUACAUAAUCAGCUAUCACGUUUUGACUCCACAUAAACUGUUGGAGAGUUGUAAGGUCAUGAGAUUGUGUGAUGUAGCACUGCUGGAAGACUUAGAUUGUCUUUGAGUAGAUGUUCAUAUUUGUAUUUGGUUGAACUCGUGAAAUAAUGUAACAUAGAUGUGGUUGGAAAUGUGGGUUUUUACUGUUUUAUAUCUAAAAGAGCAUAAAUAAAUGUCUGCGAAUAAAACUUAAUUGUAAAUAACUGGUACCGGUGUAUUUAUAACAAAUAAACACACAAAAUGGAAGUCUAAAUAAGAGGGUAAAAUGGGAACAUUUCAAGAUUAUCCAAUAUUACAGAAGAAAUAGAAUAUGAUCAAAUUACGCUCUAUAUUAUCUCCAAAAAAAGUAAUGUUACAUAUCUAAGCCUCUAAUGUAAGCUAAAACAUUAAAACCAAACAAGUUAAAUAUAGCACUAUCAUUUGGGUCACACUUUAGAAAAGGUAUUAUUAUACGUUUACACGAGGGGUGAUCAUUGACCUGAUAGACAGAUGAAGGCCUCAAGGCAGAAAGCAGCUUUAUUGAUUCCAAUACAGCAGAACCAUUUUUAACAACCUGCAGUGUCAAUUGCACAGGUACCAACUACAUUCAGACUAACUGCAUCUAAGCAGGCUAGGUGCCACUCGACCAUCCGAGGGCUAGUGACUUUUGCAUCACUGCUUCCAAUCUCAACAUACCAACACCGAUAAAUCUUCCUGUUUUUACCUCUCUCAGCCCACAAUUCUUCAAAUGUGUUGCCAACGAACCAAGGAGAGAAGUCAAUGAAUAGAAUUCUAACUCGAACUUAAUAAGCAUUAGUAUCAACUAUCAACCAAAUGCAGAUAAAAGCUAAUAACGGAGUGACCUAACAAACUUAACGCGAAAGUAAGAAAAUAAAAAAUAAAAUGAAUGACAAAUACUUCAGUCUCGUUCUCGCCAGUAUUCUUGACGUAUCAUCUUCCAAAACCUAUCACCUCGGUCGCUCCAGGGCAACGAUUCAGAAGGGGGACGGUCUGUCGAUCUGUCUUCUCCCUUGCUUAGAACUUGAUUCAGAAGUUGUCAGGCGAUUUUCCCAUUGAAAGUAUCAAUCGCAAACCUCCAUAUUCGAUCCAUAGCAACACAUCCAGAAACAUUAACCAUAGAGAACCAAACCAUGGAGAGGCAGAAUGUGGUAACGACCGCCCUCCCACUUAUGCUACAACCCAUUCACCAGACAAGAAACGACGCAAGCCGUCUGCCGGAUAGACAAACCCUAGACAAAAGCUAUAUGGAGGAGACCACUUUUAUGUUAGUAUCAUUGCCGCCUCCGCUGCAAUAGUUCAACCCCAAUUCCAACAACGAUGAUGCAAGGUGUCGCUAGACUCCCGCUUCUCCUUAAACCAUAAUAGAGAGAACAAAACUAAAAAACAUCCACUCCAAUCCCAUGCUGAAAUGCAAGGGCGGUAGCAUCAAUAAACCCUAACAAGAAAGAAGGAAUUAUUUCAGCCUUACAAAGGGUCGAACGUAUUUAACAAAUAAAGGUAUGCUCUUAAUUAUUUAUCUAUAUCUGACUAUAUGUUCUAUAGGACUAGUAAAUUACGCAAAACUAACUUGCCUAAAAUAUUUUUUUGACUGAUCGUUACUGCCAUCUUAAUGCCCGACAUGACAAAUUUGGAAGUAUAAUUUCAAAAUGACAUUAAUUACUCUUAUUUAAGGGGAUAAACAUAGUACUCCUAUUUUAAAAUUUCACAUUGUUUUACUCCUAUUUUGAAAAUUUUCUCAUAUGAAAAUAACAAAUGUUACAACUUACAAGUGAUGCUGUGAUGGAUAUAAUUAUCUUAGUAAGCCAUUCGAUCAAGCAGCCGGCUAAGGCAAACUGAAGAUUAGAGAUUGGACGGCUAUACAUGAGGAAGCCCGAAGACUAGGUAACAUCCAACAGCGCUCAAAUAUUAUACAGUUGUAACAUUAAUUGUUAAAUAUUACAGAGUAUGUAACGAUCAGUCAUCAUUUCAUAUUGUAUUGAAGGACUAAUCCAUUGGAAGGGUCAAUGGGUCAUACACAUAUACUUGGUUCCAACCCGAUAUAUAUACCUUCAUUUUUACACACUCACAUACUGAAAUAUAUAUGUAUCAUCUCACUUGUUCAAUUGUUCUUAUACUACCUCCAUCUCAAAGGGCAUUGCCAACUUUGAGUUGUGUGUGAAAUAAGAAAAGUAAAACUCAAGUGUUUGAUGUUUGUGGUUGUGCAGAAAGAGAGAAGUAAGCAGAAACACAACUUAAUUAAUAAUUAUGUUCAGACAUCCCAUUGAUAACUCAACAACAGCAAAUUGCUACUAUUACCACUAUUAACAUGUUGAAAUUUGUGUGCACUUUUAUUUAAUAAUUAUUUUUACUGCUUUUAAAUAAUAUAGGUCUGCUGAAUGCUUUUUUGACGUUUAUACGAUUAUUUUGAAUAUACACGAAUUUGUCAACACAGACAUUUCAUCAUUUAUUUUGCUCUACAGUUGCAUUAUAGUUCUGCUGACUAUUUUUAUAUGUUGAUGUUUUACAAGUUUAGCAUUUGGAAAGGAUCAAAGGAGUAGGAAAAUUUCUACCAAAAACCCUAAACAAUAUGCACGAGCCGAACACAUUGCAACACAUAAUUGGAAUGUAAUCUGGGCUUGCAUUUUGCUAAAAGAAAGAGCAUGGUCAUAACUCACAAAUAUGACACUAAAUUUUAUCACACUUCAAAAUGACUAGAAAUAUUUAUAGCACAUAACUUUACUCUCAUCCUUUUGGGGGCUCUAAAAUCACUAGAUGCAUUGCUAGACACUGCUAGACACGAUUUGCUAAUAACCAAUGCCCAAGAAGAGAGCAAAUCUUGCAGUAUGAUAUAUUGUCACCAAAAGCACUUAGAUCCAUUUGAAACGGAUGCCUCUGCUUCUACAAUCAUAAAGAUGCCACUAUCUUCUGUAUUAAAAAAAAAAACUGAUAAAGCAUUCCCUAAGCAGCAAUUUCCAACAAUAUCUUAUUCCCUGACCAUCUCUUUCAGAUCCUGAGCAACAAAGCUCUUUGACUAUUAGCAGAGAAAGUGAAUUUAUUUGGGGAACAAUUAUUAUCUAUCAUCUCCUGUAGAACUCUAAUUCCUUCUGUUGGAUUACCCUAAUCAGCAUGCUAUAAGUAAAAGCAUUAGGUAUGCACCCCUUAUCAACCCAUGUCAUCCCACAGCCUCCCAGCUUCAAGUAUGUCUCCAUUCUCACUCAUUCCUGCAAUUAAUGUGUUGUACAUCAAAACACUGGGAGCCGAACCUCCCUCAAGCUGAUCAAAUAAUUUCUUUGCUUCCCAAAUGUGUCCCUCCUUGCACAUAGCAUCAAUAACCCUACAACAAAGUGAUCCACUAGGUGGAUAUUUGUUGUCAAGCAUAUCAUUAAGCAAGUUGACUGCUUCACCUGGUCUCUUCCCAGCACACAAAGCCUCUAUCAUCACUCCAUAACUUACAUCAUUUGGUUUGACCCCAUUGUCCUCCAUCUCUAUCGAUUCAAGUGGUAAUUAAAGAGUGGAAAUAAUGCAUUUAUAUAACUAUAUUUCAUCUUUAUCUCAUUUUGUUUUACUAUUUUUACACACAAUUUUGUAUUGCAGCCUUGUAGGUACCUCAAAUUUACUUGGAAAAUAAUAAUUUGAUUAAAUUGGGAUCGGAAACAGCUCAUUUCAACAUAAAUUUAACAAAAUUUCACAUGCUAUUUAAAAGUAGACAUACGAAAGGUGUUCGGAUCUCUAGUUAUUUGAAAACUUCAAGAGAAUUUAAGAAUUUUCUAAAUGAAUGUCGAGAAGUAUUCAAUGUUAU